AUGCGAAAGGGAAUUUACUGCGCGCUCCUGGCCUCUAGCCUCUCCGCCGUCCUUGCCCACGGAGACCCGCAGGUCGUUACCGUCUAUGAUAUGGACCCCACCCCCACCGGCACCGCCGAGACCUACCUCGCCUCCGGGACAUUCCUCGGCGUAUCCCCCAUCGCCGUCGACCAGGAAGGCGCAACCGUCUACGUCGCUACACGUGUCAACUCCCUCGUCUACGUCGAGAAGGCCGACCAGACGUCGACGCUGUUGGCCACCCCGACCACCACUGAAUACACGUUCCGCGCGGACGCUUCGCGGUACUACCACGCCUUCCCCACCACACGCGGCACCGUUUCCGCGGAGGAUAUCACAGAGUGCUUCUACGAGGACGACGGAAGCAUCAAAUGCUCGCACAAAGUCGUCGUCGAUAACAACGGCCAGCCUUCCACCGCCGUUUCCCAUCAUACGACUGGCACCCAGCGACCCAUUGCCACGAUCAGCGACGUUGAGAACUUGGCGCUGCCUACUGAGGGCGCGGAUGAGGAUGACGGAGAGGAGAGCGGUGCUGUCAGGGGAAGGGCUGGUGUUGUCGGGUUGGUGAUUGCUGGUUUGGCCGGAUUGCUUUUGUAA
This is a messenger RNA of Coprinopsis cinerea okayama7#130, 615 nucleotides long. RefSeq lists its product as hypothetical. The coding region runs from base 1 to 615 and encodes 204 amino acids. The transcript has 3 exons. The record is from RefSeq and is a predicted model, not a curated record. NCBI's taxonomy places the organism in Eukaryota, Fungi, Basidiomycota, Agaricomycetes, Agaricales, Psathyrellaceae.